AUGUCAUGUCCUGGCAAAGCCAAUCAUAAGCUUCCACCCUGGGAGGAGUUCGCGAGCUUCGUGAUCAACUACCUUGGCGGCGAACGCAUAGAUGGCCCGGGAGGAGAAGAUACGUUCGCUUGCAACGUAUUUCUUUGCAGGGGGCGAUUCGAGAAUAACUUGGCCCAAUGGACGAUGCGCCUUUGCGACUGGAUGGUGGACAAGCUUGGGUGGAGCUUUAUUGUUUCCUCCCUGUGCAACAUGGGAGACUGUGGCCAGAAUCGGCUAGAGCAGGUCAUCUUCCGCUUCGACGGAGACAAGCGAGCCCUGCCCGUCUCCAAGGUGAACAAUCCGUCGGAUGAGUUCAUGGAUUCGCCCUUCCCCGACUACUGGAUCUAUCAGGAGGUUCUGGAGCGACAAGAAGUUCACAAGGUGCGAACUUGCGCCACGGAGGAGAAGGAAUCGUUGCAGCAACUAGUAGAUGCUACCUUCCGGCGAAUCCUGACCAGAGAUCGGGUUCCCGAUGAUGACGCUGUCGACGACGAGGAGAUGCCGUACCGGAUCGAGGUCGUGCAUGCCUUCCGUAGUGAGCAUGCAUGGCUGAACCACCGUCUCUUUCAGAGUCGCCAGGCCGAAAUCGAAGACUUCGGCGUGAAGACGGGCGAUGUGGACACGUUGUUGAAGACGCGGCUGGUUCCAGGUGAAGCUUAUCUUUUCCACGGCACGAAUCCUUCCUCGGCUAUGAGCAUCUUGAAAACCGGCUUUGUGCUGGACCACGCUGGCAGUGCGACUGGUACAAUGUACGGAGCCGGGGUGUACAUGGCCGAGUGCUCAUCCAAAUCGGACGAGUAUGGUCGAGAUGAUGGCGGAAAUACGUACCCGUCCCUACACGCAAUGCUUGUGUGCCUGCAGCUCAGACAGUGCCUUGUGCUUUGUACCGAUGAAGGGCCCCACUCCGGUACUCCGGUAAUUAGUACUGGCUUAGGGCCCAGGACGGCUGAUUAG
Messenger RNA from Symbiodinium necroappetens, 984 nucleotides. The record is from the annotation of a GenBank genome assembly. Lineage: Eukaryota; Dinophyceae; Suessiales; Symbiodiniaceae.